This is a messenger RNA of Malus domestica (apple), 2000 nucleotides long. RefSeq lists its product as uncharacterized. The record is from RefSeq and is a predicted model, not a curated record. Lineage: Eukaryota; Viridiplantae; Streptophyta; Magnoliopsida; Rosales; Rosaceae. Gene Ontology annotation, molecular function: protein binding.
AAUUAUGUCUGCUAUUUUAUUCUGAUUAAUUCUCUACCUCUUCCUCUCUAAUCGCUGGCUCUGACACUUUUUCAGAGCUCUCCCAAUUUUCAACCCCUCUUUCCAGACGAUGAAAUUUCACAAAAAUUAGGGUUUUGUGGGGAUUCUUGUGAUCCCAUUCCAAAAGGGCUUCCAUUUCACCUAAUUGUGGAACGUUGUGGAAGGGAGGAUUUGGGUGUGUGGAUAUAUAUGUAUUUUGAAUUUGAAUUUGAAUAUAUAUUGGGUGGUGUAUGAAACCAGAAUCUGAGAGUUGAGAAUGGAAGUGGGAAGGAGAAUAUCGGCAAGUCCUCGGCCGUGCUCCGUCCGGCGAGUGGUGGCGAAGAAGAGGGGUAGCUCCGAUGGGUUCGUAAACAGCGUGAAGAAGCUUCAGAGGCGUGAGAUUUCUUCGAAGCGUGAUAGAGCUUUUGGGAUGAGCAAUUCCCAGGAGAGGUUCCGCAACAUGCACCUCGUGGAGGAAUAUGAUACUCAUGACCCCAAGGGGCAUUCUUCGGCCAUAUUGCCUUUUCUGAUGAAAAGGACAAAGGUCAUUGAGAUAGUUGCCGCACGUGACAUCGUCUUUGCUCUUGCACACUCUGGUGUUUGCGCAGCUUUUAGUAGAGAGAAAAACGAGAGGAUUUGUUUCAUGAAUGUUAGUCCUGAUGAAGUCAUUCGGAGCUUGUUCUAUAAUAAGAACAACGAUUCGCUCAUCACAGUUUCGGUUUAUGCAUCAGACAACUUCAGCUCUUUGAAAUGCAGAUCCACAAGGAUUGAAUAUAUAAGGAGGGGACAGCCAGAAGCUGGCUUUGCUCUUUUCGAGUCUGAGUCUUUGAAGUGGCCUGGGUUUGUAGAGUUUGAUGAUGUUAAUGGCAAGGUGCUGACAUACUCAGCACAGGAUAGUAUAUACAAGGUGUUUGACCUUAAAAACUAUACCAUGCUGUACUCUAUAUCAGACAAACAUGUACAAGAAAUCAAAAUCAGUCCAGGCAUCAUGCUGUUGAUUUAUAACAGAGCUACUAGCCAUGUUCCUCUGAAGAUUCUAUCAAUAGAAGAUGGCACAGUUCUCAAAGACUUCAAUCAUCUACUUCAUAGAAAUAAGAAGGUGGACUUCAUAGAACAGUUCAAUGAAAAGCUUCUCGUCAAGCAAGAAAAUGAGAACCUUCAGAUUCUGGAUGUUCGAAAUGCUGAGAUGAUGGAAGUUAACAGAACAGACUUCAUAACUCCAUCAGCAUUUAUUUUUCUGUAUGAGAACCAGUUAUUCCUGACGUUCAGAAAUCGACUGGUGUCUGUGUGGAACUUUCGUGGAGAACUUGUAACUGCAUUUGAGGAUCACUUGUUAUGGCAUCCUGACUGCAAUACCAAUAACAUUUAUAUAACAAGCGAUCAGGAUCUUAUCAUAUCUUACUGCAAGGCUGAUUCUGAUGAUCAUUGGUCAGAAGCAAAUGCUGGAUCUAUUCAUAUUAGCAAUAUCUUAACCGGAAAAUGCCUGGCCAAAAUAAAUCCAAGCAAUGGUGGUCCCAAGGUCGACAACUGUGAAGGCAACGCUGGCUCCUCAAGGAAGCAAAGCAACUCAUCAGUGGUGAGCAGCACCGUCGUUGAUGCUUUGAAAGACGUAACUGCUCUCUUCUAUGAUGAAGAUCGCAACGAGAUAUAUACAGGAAAUAGGCAUGGUUUUGUUCAUGUGUGGUCAAACUGAAGUUCAGGUUAUCUUUUAGCUUUCAAGGGCUAUGAAGCUGCUGUUAGAGAAAUAGUCUAGUUUGGCAGCCUAGCUUGUUAGUGGAUAUGGGAUAUUGUCAGUGGCUUUGUAUCAUUAGAUUUCUUGAAAGUGCUCUCGCAUUGUAUCAUAAAAUGAUUUCAAAUUGCUAAUGUAGAUUUCAAUAGAACUGGAUUUUUGGUUUUGUAAAAAAUGUUUACAUGUAAGUCCUGUAUUUCUUUCAACAUGUGAGGUAUGUUACUGUCACUUCAAAAGGGAAUUGUUUGCUACA